GUGACGAUUUAGUGUCACCAAUACUGGAUGACAUCUUUUGGGAGAAUGCAUAUUGCGGUGACCACAUCAUUUGGGAUACUGUGGAUGAACUGAUCUCCGACUGCAUUAAAAGUGAAAAAGGAAACAACAUGAACAGUGAGUCCAACACAAGACGUAUAGCAUGUGUGGAGCAGUGUUUUGGCUCAUCAGGCCAGCCACUAGCUGUGCCAGGCCGAGUGUUGGUGGGAGAAGGGGUACUUACAAAGAUGUGUAGAAAGAAGCCCAAACCUAGACAGUUUUUCCUUUUUAAUGAUGUACUUGUAUACGGCAAUAUUGUGAUAAAUAAGAAAAAGUACAAUAAGCAGCACAUUAUGCCACUAGAGGAUGUAAAAAUUGAGAGCGUAGAGGAUGUAGGAAAUUUAAGAAAUGGUUGGAAGCUGAUCAGUCCAAAGAAGUCAUUUGUUGUUUAUGCAGCGACUGGUGUCGAGAAACAACAGUGGAUCUCACAUAUCAAGAAAUGCGUGUCAGAUUUACUCCAUAAACGAGGUUUAACUCAAGAAGCCAAUACAGAACAUGAUUCGCCAGUUUGGGUACCAGACUCAUCAGCCUCCAAAUGUAUGCACUGUAAACGUUCUCAGUUUUCAAUGCUUAAUAGAAGGCAUCAUUGUCGAAAAUGUGGACUAGUUGUAUGUGAUGAUUGUUCCAGUAAACGAUGGCUGUUACCUCAACAGUCAUCAAAACCACUUAGAGUCUGCCUUACUUGUUUCGGGAAACUUUCCAGUGCAAAGAGCACGUCAGAAUCAGGUAUAACGAACAUGCCAGAUGAUUCGUCAGGUGAGGACACAGAUGAUGAAGAAGAUGAAGCUGUAUAUCAAGGAAUACCCGAGGACCAGUUCCAGAGUUAUGAAUAGAUGUUUGAACGAGACACAAAUAGUUGAAAUGAAAGUACAAACAGCACACAGCCAGAUGUACAAGAGUCUCUGACACUGUUGCGUUACACAGUAUCUCAGUCUGUUCUGUUAGACAAAAAUGCUUUGUAGUAAUUUCACAGACAAAAUUUUUUUUUUAAGUUUGCAUGAUACUAAUAGAUUAUUAAGAAAACACAUACCUUGUAUUUCUACGGGUUUUUCUUUUUAUUAGAAUAUCGCAUUAGGGCAAAUAUUUUGUAUUUUUUCUCAGAGAAUUUUUUUAUAAUGAAUGUGCCUGAGGAUUUGGGAAAAUUUUGUGGCACUUUUAGUGUGUGAUUCGGUAGAGAUCAGUCAUUUUCCUGUUAAGAAUUCACUCCUUGUAGUUUUUUAUGAUAUUCAGUAGAAGAUAAUGCUGUUAUAUAUUCACAAGUGUCUUGAAUUAUCAUGUUACUUUGUUUGUGAAAACAAAACAAUCACAAAUAUUACGCAAUCUAUAGUAUUGAUUUGCAAUGAUGAAGGUACAGCUUAUUAAAUAUCAGUUUGAACAUUUUUAGGAACUACUUUUUUCCUGCAAUAAUUUGCUGACUUAGUAAUCAUUUAUUAUAUGAAAUUGUGCAUAUUUGCAGUAGAUAUAUAAAAUGUUUAAGGUUGAUCGAUUUUGGUCAGUGUGGAAUUUGGAAAUGUUCAAAACUUUAACAUAUGUUCAUUUACAGUUACUUAUGUUUACUAAGUGCUUAAUACAAUCAUUAUAUAUUUUAUAAUUCAAUUUCUUGUUGCCAAACCUAGAUGCAAUUUUGUAAAAUUGUUAUUACUUUCCUUAGCCCAUCUCAUUUGUUCAGCCAAGACAGAUAGAAAUAACUGAAUUCUGAAGCUACACACAACAGAAAAACUUCCUUUUAAUUUAGAUUGUUGAAAUAUCCAAUUAUUUAUCAAAUGCAAAUGUAAAACUAGAAAUUACUUUGAAACCAAAAGAAAUAGACAUUAGUGCUAGAGAGGUGGGAGGUAAUUACAAAAUUUUAUAAAAGAAAUAAAUUAUACAUUGCUAAUAGGGAUGUAACUCUUUGUAUAGGGUCUUUUUGUUCCUUUAACCUUGAGCCUGCUGCCAGCAAGUGAUUUUGUCUUGGUGACCAGUGCAGACCAAGAUCAGGCUGCACAUCCAUGCAGGCUGAUCAUGGUCUGCACUGUUUGCUAUUCAGUCAGUACAUUUUCAGUGAACACCCCUUUGAAUAAUAAAUGGUAUUGCCCAAAAUGAAUGAUGGACCAGUCCAUUUUAGAAAUUUAGCAGGCUAAAGGUUAAUAAUCAAAUCUAAUUGAAUAUUGAAUUCUUCAUGUGAGGAAGCCAUCCAGCUGGCUUACGGAAGGUCGGUGGUUCUACCCGGGUGCCCGCUCGUGAUGAAAUAAUGCACGGAGGGGCACCUGGGGUCUUCCUCCACCAUUAAAGCUGGAAAGUCGCCAUAUGACCUAUCAUGUGUUGGUGUGACGUUAAAUCAGAAAAAAAAAAGGAAUAUAGGAAAAGUGAAAAAUGUCAUAAAGUUUUGCUUAAAGGUUACUGACCACCUUUAUAUUGUGUUUCUUAAUAGAAAUUUUGGUCAAGUUGAUAAAAUUUUUAGAUCAAUAUACAUGUACUCAAUAAAUCGAGAGAAUAUAUAAUGAUUUUAAUACCUACAAAAUGUGUUCAAAUGGGUUUUAUCUCUGUAUGAUUUUUUUUUAAAUGAGAAAAUGUAUAAAUGAGCCGUGCCACGGGAAAACCAACAUAGUGGCUUUGUGACCAGUAUGGAUCCAGACCAGCCUGCGCAUCCGCGCAGUCUGGUCAGGAUCCAUGCUGUUCACUAACGGUUUCUCUAAUUGCAGUAGACUUUGAAAGCGAACAGCAUGGAUCCUGACCAGACUGCGCGGAUGCGCAGGCUGGUCUGGAUCCAUGCUGGUCGCAAACCCACUAUGUUGGUUUUCUCAUGGCACGGCUCAAAUGAAGUUAACUUCCAUUCUAACACAAACCACUUCAUUUCUGUGUGUUAUUAUGCAACACAUGCACUGUUUGUAUGUCACUAUUAUUUUGUUAUAUCAUCAAACUUAAUAGCGGCACACUGGGAAAAAACCCCCAAAUAUUUUGUGAAUAGCUUAAUACAGAUAAUAAUCCUUGAAAACGUAUUAGAAGCAAAAUGAUAUAUCUCAAACAGUGAUUUGUUCUUGAAUAAAUCAUUGUCGUUCAGAUGCGUAUUAUUAUAUCACUCGGGCUGGACUCUAUUUGAUAAAAUUCCUUCACAUCUGAACUGCAAACAAUGAUUUUAUUCAACGAUAGAUCACAGUUUAGGGUAUAUUAUUUCGUAAGGAUUAGUUGUAUUCUUUUUAUUAAAUUUGCUCAUUUGUCUGCGGCAUUAAUUGACAUGUUUGUCAGAAUUAUUCAGAUUUGUUUUAGAGGUCUUGAAAACUUGAGAUCCAUCUCUUUAGUGCUUAAACUUAACUUAGUCAAUCUUAAAUUAGUAUUAAGAGGUAAAUGUUGCUAAAGCAUGUGUAAAUAUUGAACUGGACACUUUAAAGUAUAUGUUCCAUCAAUUUUACGUAUUGUGCACGAGAUAAUUGUUUUGCUAUGAUGUAAAUGCCAGUAUAACUAAGUUAAGAGUUUAUGAUGUUACAAUUUUGCUUACAUUUUUCAAUUUAGAAAUAAUUUUUAGCUGCAGUGUGCUUCAAUUAAUUUAGACACAAUGAAAAGGUUAUGUGUCCCAUAGAAUAAUUUCAGAAGGCUGAAGUGUGUUUUAAGUAAACACAACAAUCAGGUUAAAUGCUCCGUUCUAAUUUAAUAACACACAAGGAUAAGGUAUAUGUCAAAUGAAUAAUUUCAGAAGCUUGAAUGAAAUAAUCUGUAUUGGGUAUAAUUAAAGCAGAGCUUUUAAAUUGAUUACAAAACAAUAUAUUAUAAAUCUAUAUGUUAUAUAUAUUAUUUCAGUUCUACUAAAAUGUAUUUCAUGUGAAAUCAAAUAAAUAGCGGAUCAAAUAUGAUAGCCCAGUUUCUUUCUUCCUACAAGUAUGCCAAUUGUCAUCACUAUCAGCAUAUACAUUAUAUCCAAAAGACCAUUUCCAAGUUAAGGCAACUUAAAGAAUUUCUAAUAAAAGCCACUUUUUUCUCUUUUUGUUAAACCAUAGAUAAUGUUUAUUAACAUGUGUUGAAAGAACACCUAUUAAUGAAGAUGGACUGUAUUUCCUAAGGUUGGUCUUUGCAGACAGGUUUGUGAUAGGUGUAGUAUAUAAUUUACAGAAUCUAAUGUUCAAAGGGAAAAACAAACUUUGUUUUUCCCCAUCACAGAUUGAAGGUAGUGGACACGUAAUGUUGAUCUGCAAAUUAUGUAUUAUCUGUAUGUGGUUUAGGCAUUUUCUGGAUUUUAAGAAAAGUCAUACAUGCAUUUAGCUACAUUUACGUUCGAAGAAUGCCUAACAAGAAUAAGUAAUAACACGGAAUUUGCUGUGUGUCGUUAUGGGACUACUACCUUUAAACAAUUUGUUUUCACAUGGUGUUGUGAAAUCGGAUAUGCAGCUGAAACUGCAGUCUAGGAAAAAAAUCUGAAAUUUUGCAUUUGACAGGCAGUUACUGUCUUCAGUUGGUGUGAGCAAAAUUUACAAUAAGAAAAUUACUUCUGAAAUAAUGAGAAUUUUUGUACUGAGUUUGUUGCCAUGGAGAUGUUUAUUUAUUUUACAAAAUGAAGUUGAAAAUAGAUAUCUGCCUUUCAAGGGAGAAACUUGCUUCACAUAGAUGCUUUUAACAGGGCCUAGAGUUACAAAAAGAUUGGAGACCAGCUAAAAAUCUCCAGUAUCUGAUUGGUUAAUUUUGAACUCAUUAUUGAAAUUGACCAACGACACGACAGCAUUUUAAGACUGGUCUCCAAAUUUUAUUUUGUAGCCUUGUAAAGCCAGAGGUAUUACUGCAUGCAAUAUAUCUGUAAAUAAUACAUGCAUGUUGUUGAGAAAGAUGCUUUUAGCUCUACUAUUCAAAGAAAAGGUAGAGCUAUUGGACUCGCCCAUUUGUUGGCAUCGGAAUUCAGUAUUUGUGUGUAAAGUGGUAACUCAGUAACCACUUGUGGCAAUGGAUUGAAACCAAGCACUUAUUCACUGUGAAGAACUGACUUACAUUGCACAAGUUCCAUAACUCUGUUUGGCUUUUUUACAAAAUUGUGCCCCUUUUUUUACUUAUAUUUGUUCAGAUGACAAGGCUGUUGAAUAGUCGAGCCAUGCUGUCUUCCGACAGUUCUUGUAUAAGAUAUGAUUUGUGUUGGCUUUUACAUACAUACUGAUUUCUUACCAUUCCUUAUACAGUUUGUCAAGACCAAUUUUCAAGUAUGCUGUAUUUUUCUUUUGUUAAGUGCUUUAUUUAUUUCGUGUAAACUUGUUUUCCCCGCUGAAUUGUUUAAGUAUUGACAGAUGAGGAAGUAAAUCUGAGAAAUGUGGUAAAUAUGAAAUUAAUACAAUGCACAAUUAUAUAGACUUGUUCAUGGUUUUUUAAUGCUGCAUUUAUUUUCACAGUUUGUGAAACACUAUGACUGAGAGAGAUGUAAACAAAAGGCCCAUACAUAAAGAUGUUUGAAAUUUGACCUCAUUUUCUUAUAAUAGUUCACAUUAUAGUGAAAUAUGCAGUUGAUUUAUAUUUUACUCCUUGAAGUUGUAGCUGUAUUAGUGAUAAGUUUGAUAUCUUGACACCGGUCAAAAGCACAUGUAUGGUGACACCAGUCAAGUGUCAGUUUACCUAGGCACCAGUCAGAUGUAAAUGUCCCAUGACCCCAGACUCGACACUAGUCUGAUGUAAAUCUAUUUUGAAGCCAGGAAAUAGUUAAUGUAUCUUGACACCAGUAAGAUGUCAGUAUACAUUGGCACCAGUCAGAUGUCAGUAUACAUUGACACCAAUCUUGACACCAGUCAGAUGUCAGUAUACAUUGACACCAGUCAGAUGUCAGUAUACAUUGACACCAUUCUUGACAUUAAUCAGAAGUAAACUUACUUGAAGCCUGUCAAAAAUAAAUGUAUCUUGACACCAGUCACAUGCCAGUAUACUAAGACACUAAGAGGUGUAAAUGUACCAUGACACCAUUUAGAAAUCAAUGUAUCAAAACAAAAAAGUGGUGUAAGGGCUUGAUAAAUGAAGACAUGUUGAUAAAUGAAGACAUAUAUGUUUUAGUGUAAGUUUAAUUAAUCUGAUAUCAGUGUUUUAGGUUGAUUGCUAGUUUAAUAAAUUGAAUAAUUUAUUCUUAUGAAGUGCCUUACUUUAAAUUGAUGAUGUGCAUUGUAUUGCAGAUUGUUUCAGCCCCUGGCACAGAUAUGACCUUGAUAGUCCUACUAAAGUUUAUACUCGCUUUAGUCAGAGUCAUCAAGACUGAAGUUUUGGUUCAAGAUAAAAACCAGUUUUAUUCUGUCAGAGUGUAUUCAAUUUUCAAAUCUGCUUCAUGUUUAGAAGUUGGCAGUGUUUGUUUUGAAGAGAUCUUACUUUAGUGAAAAAAAGCCUGUUUAAAGAUUCACAUUUGAUCAAAAACGAAGAAUGAAUUUUGUGGAACGUGCAAAUGAGUGAAUGCUUAAGAAAUAUUUUUCAAUAGCGAAAAUAAUUUACUAUCCAUUUAUACAGGUAUAUUUUUGUUGUUAAAAAGUGCAAAUUGUAUGUAGAAAUAAUUUGUUUUCAUUCCUGUUUUCCUCACUUGUUAAGUAUUGUUGUUUUAUUUAUUUUGUUUGUUUUACAAUGAUUGUAAACAGCAAUGAUACAUGUAUAUAGAUAUAAAACAUAGCUUAGAUAUUGCUGCUGUUCUUUAGAAACCUUUUAUGUCUGUUUUGACCUGAAAAGUUUUGUUCUCUCUUUCAUCAGGAGUACUUAGUUUCAUAAUCUCCAGUCAUUUCGCAUUUUAUUCAUUUUUUUUAAUCAAAAACAUAAUAAUUUUUUUUUUCAUAACUCAAAAAAGUGAUUAAAAAAUGGGACCUACAAGACUUUUAAAGAACCAAAUACUGUACUUCCUCCCUCUAUCAGCAUAAAUAUGGGGAGUCAGUAACAGUUUUGUUUUGAAAACUUUGGAAGAAAUAAAUCAGAUAAAAGUGACCAAAACCGACAUAUAAGAUUUUCAAAGAACAACAACACUUUGCUUUUCUUCGUCACAACUUAGUCAUCUAUGAACAAAUUGUAACUGUAUUUCUGCUGUUAUGUAACUUUGCUCUAUUAUGCACAUUUUUCUGCAAAUUUCAUGUUAUAAUAUAGGAGACUAUAUAAUCUAUAUUUUCACACAAUAAAAUAUUAGCAAUUCCAAAGGAGCUCUGUGUGUUUAUAUGGGAUUUGAUUAGCCUAUCUGGGACACCAUUCAGAAUGGUUUGGUGGUUUGACAUCACACCAACACAUUGAUAGGUUGUAUGGCAUCUUUCCAUUUUUAGCUCACCUGUCACAUAGUGACAAGGUGAGCUUUUGUGAUCACUCUUUGUCUGCCGAACAUCGUCCGUCGUCCACAAUUUCUAGUGAACACAGUAGAGACCACAUUUUGCAGUCAGUCUUAAUCAAACUUGCACACAAAUAGUUUGGCAUAAUAUCUCGUUUUUUUCCGAAAACUUGUUAGAUCCCAUCAUGGGUUCCAGAGUUACGGCCUUUUAAGGGCCAAAAUUUGCUAUUUUGGCUUUUGCAGCCAUAUGGAGACUUCAGUAUCGUUUGAUUUAAUAUAAACUUGCAAAAUAUCUUUAACAGUAAUAGAUUUUGGAUUCCAUGAUGAAUCUGUCAGAUCCAAUCAUAGGUUCAGGAGUUAUGGCCCCUGAUUGACCCCAGAAAGAGCCAAAAUUUGUUACUUUUUACCUUGUGAACACGAUAGAAGUGAUAUUUUACCUUCGGUUUUUAACCACACUUUCACACAACUUAAGUCACAAUAAGUUUGGUUCCUUUUGAAAACUGGAUAGAUUCCAGCAUGUGUUCAAGAGGUACUGUGAAAUCAUUUUUGUUCGGGCUGGACAAAUUUUUGCGUAUUUCACUACAAACGAUGUGCGAAUUUAAGACCGCGCUAUUAUAUAUAGUUAUUAGAAUUUAUUUCCUGUCCGAAAUGGUAAAAAAUAAAAAAUAAAUAAUCUGUGUAUUUCUUCAUAUACCAGUAUUUUUUUUAAAUUCUGAUACUUAUAAAUAAAAAUUAUUUAUUUUCUCA
Molecule: messenger RNA, 8026 nt
Organism: Mercenaria mercenaria
Lineage: Eukaryota; Metazoa; Mollusca; Bivalvia; Venerida; Veneridae
Product: pleckstrin homology domain-containing family F member 2-like
Exons: 9
Coding region: 129-890 (253 amino acids)
Molecular function (GO): phosphatidylinositol binding; metal ion binding
Source: RefSeq, a predicted model, not a curated record